Columba livia (rock pigeon) is the source of this 4123-nucleotide messenger RNA. RefSeq names its product beta-1,4-glucuronyltransferase 1 (gene B4GAT1). Lineage: Eukaryota; Metazoa; Chordata; Aves; Columbiformes; Columbidae. Gene Ontology annotation, biological process: protein O-linked glycosylation via mannose. The transcript is spliced from 2 exons. Gene Ontology annotation, molecular function: glucuronosyltransferase activity. Bases 907 to 3462 code for a protein of 851 amino acids. The record is from RefSeq and is a predicted model, not a curated record. Gene Ontology annotation, cellular component: Golgi apparatus.
GGACCCAGGCGGUCGGGAGAGGACCCAGGAAUCCGAGCGCUGUACAGAGGCAUUAGGACCCAGAUACCCGUUCUGGCCCCGCCCGCCCUGACCACGCCCCCUCCCGGACGCCUGGGUCCCUGCCGCGCAUGCGCGGCUCCUCCCGGCGACGCGGCGGGUGAGUGCACUCCAAAACUGGGCCCAGUUGUGGCCCAGUACUGGUCCCAGUGACCCCAUAUGGACCCAGUGACCCCAUACUGGUCCCAGUGACCCCCCCCAGUGCUCCCAGUAUGCUGCACUGGUCCCAGUUCGGCCCCAGUGACCCCCCAGCACUGGUCCGGGUCACCCCAGACGGGUCCCAGUCCCCCCAGUGCCCUCCCAGUGAGGUCCAGUAACCCCCAGUCCCUCCCAGUCCCCCCAGUCUCCCAGGAGUGCGGGAGGGACCCAGGAGUGCGGGGGGGACCCAGGAGUUCGGGGGGGGGGACCCAGGAGUGCGGGGAAGGACCCAGGAGUCCAGGGCGGAACCCAGGAGCUCGGGAGGGACCCAGGAGUUCGGGAGGGACCCAGGAGUCCGGGAGAGACCCAGGAGUCCGGGAGAGACCCAGGAGUUCGGGGAGGGACCCAGGAGUUCGGGGAGGGACCCAGGAGUUCGAGAGGGACCCAGGAGUUCAGGGAGGGACCCAGGAGUUCGGGAGGGACCCAGGAGCUCGGGAGGGACCCAGGAGUCCGGGAGAGACCCAGGAGUUCGGGGAGGGACCCAGGAGUUCGGGAGGGGACCCAGGAGUUCAGGGAGGGACCCAGGAGUUCGGGAGCAGGACCCAGGAGUUCAGCAGGGGUCCAAGGAGUUUGGGAAGGACCCAGGCGUCCGGGAGGGACCCAGGCGUCCGGGAGGGACCCAGGCGUUCGGGGGGACCCCCCAGUGUCCCCAUGCCCCGUUUCCCGGGGGGCUGUCACUGGUUCCUGGGGGGGCUGGUUGUUCUCCAGACCCUUUACCUCCAUUCACUACCCCCCCCAAAACCCCCCCAUAGACCCCCCAAAAACCCCCCCAGGGGGGUCCUGGAUCCCUCCGGCUCCUUCCGCAUCUACCGACACCUUUUGGGGACCCCCCCGAAACUCGGGGACCCCCCCGAGUUGGUUCUGGCCACUCACGGGACCCCCGGCCGGGUGGCGGAGUUUUUAGGGGGGACCCUCGGGGAUCAUUUUUGGGGGGGUCCCGUAUCGGUUGCAGUUUUCGGGGUCCCCCCCGGGGGGUUCCGGGAGCUCUUGGCUAUUUUAGGGGGGCCCUGUCGGGCUUUUCGGGGCCGUUUGAGGUUACACGCGGUGCUGACGCUUUCGGGGUCCCCCCCGAACCCCCAAAUUAUCCCCCCGCCCCAUCCCGACCCCCCCACAAAAUGUCGGGGGGCCCUGAGGCGUUUGGCAGCCGCCGACCCCCCCAGUUAUAAUUUGGGGGUCCCGUACCCCGGGAAUUUACUGCGUAAUGUGGCCUGGGAGGGGGCGCUGGACCCCGAACCCCCCAAAAUAAGGGGGGACCCCCCAAAGUAUCAUGGGGGAGGGGGAAAGAAUGGGGGGGAUCGCCCAGAAAAUGGGGGAAAUCUGCCCGGCAACGGGGCGAAUGGAACAAAAAAUGGGGGGAUUCGCCCCGAAAAUGGUGGGACCCCCCAAAAUAACGGGGGGGACCCCCCGAAUUUCGUGCUGCUGCUGGAUGCGGAUCUGGUCCCCAGCCGGGGGCUGCGCGAGGGGUUCCUGAGGAUGGUUUUGGGGGGGACACCCCAAAAAUGGGGCUUGGGGGACCCCGAAAGUUUGGGGGGGCCUGGGGAAUUGGGGGGGCCCGAAACUUGGGGGGGUCGGAGGGUUUUGGGGGAUGCUGAAAGUUGGGGGGACCCCGAUGUUGGGGGCAUUCAAAGGGGCUUAGGGGACCCCAAAAAUUUGGGGGCUGCAGGGUCUUGGGAGGCUCGGGGUGACCCCAAAGUUUUGGGGGUUCAAAGAGACUUGGGGGACCCCAAAACUUGGGGGGACCCCAAUGUCCCUGAUGACCCCAAAGUCCCAGGUGACCCCAAUGUCCUCGAUGUCCCUGGUCACCCCAGGGUGCUCAAUGGUGUCCCCAACUUUCUGGGGGGUCCCAAUGUCCUGGGUGUCCCCAAUAUCCUGGGUGUCCCCAAUGUCCCCAGUGUCCCCAAGACCUUCCAUGACCCGGGUGUCCCCAACACCUCGAAGGACCCCAAGACCUUCCAUGACCUGGGUGUCCCCAAUGCCCUGGAUGUCCCCAACACCAUGGAUGUCCCCAACGCACUAGAAGUCCCCAAGAACUUCUACGACCCAGGUGUCCCCAAUGCCUUCAAUGUCCCCAACGCCUUGAAGGACCCCAAAACCUUCCGUGACCUGGGUGUCCCCAACACUCUGGAUGUCCCCAACUCUUUGAAGGACCCCAAGACCUUCCAUGACUCUGGUGUCCCCGAUGCCCUGGACGUCCCCAACACUCUGGAUGUCCCCAAGACCUUCCAUGACCCUGGUGUCCCCAACACCCUCAAUGACCCACAUGUCCCCAACGCCCUGGAUGUCCCCAACGCCUUGAAGGACCCUCAGACCUUCCAUGACCCUGGUGUCCCCAACACCUUCAAUGUCCCCAAUGCCUUGGAUGUCCCCAACACCAUGGAUGUCCCAAACACCUUGAAGGACCCCAAGACUUUCCAUGACCCGGGUGUCCCCAACACCUUCAAUGUCCUCAACACUCUGGAUGUCCCCAAGACCUUCCAUGACCCUGGUGGCCCCAACGCCCUCAAUGACCCACAUGUCCCCAACGCCCUGGGUGUCCCCAACACUCUGGAUGUCCCCAACGCCUUCAAUGUCCUCAACACUCUGGAUGUCCCCAAGACCUUCCAUGACCCAGCUGUCCCCAGUGCCCCAGAUGUCCCCAACUCCUUGGAUGUCCCCACCACCCCGAAGGACCCCACGAGCUCUGGUGCCCCCUCCGCGUCCCCGUGGCGGCGCUGGGUGUUCGUGGUGCCGGCGUUCGAGGUGCGCGCGGGCCGGCGGGUGCCGGUGACCAAGGCGGAGCUGCUGCGGCUGUGGGGCCGGGGGGACGUGCGGCCGUUCUACGGGACGCUGUGCCCGCGCUGCCACGGCCCCACGGGCUACGGGCGCUGGCGGGGGCUGCCCCCCAGCCCCGGGGUGCGCGUGGCCUACGAGGUGACAUGGACGGACCCAUGGGAGCCCUUCUACGUGGGGCCCACGCGGGGGGUCCCGCCCUUCGACCCCCGGUUCGUGCAGUACGGAUUCAACCGCAUCAGCCAGGCCUGCGAGCUGCACGUGGCCGGGUUCCGCUUUGCGGUGCUGGACGGCGCCUUCGUGGUCCACCGGGGGUUCAAGGAGCACGGGGGGUUCCACGGGGGGCGCGAGGACGAGCUGCGCCAGAACCGCCGCCUGUUCCGCAGCUUCCGUGCCGCCCUCGCUCAGCGCUACCCACAGUCCCCCCGGCACUGCUGACACCGGACGCCUGGGUCCCUCGGACGCCUGGGUCCCCCAGAUGCCUGGGUCCCUUCUACACCGGACGCCUGGGUCCCCCAGAUGCCUGGGUCCCUUCUGCACCGGACGCCUGGGUCCCCUGGACACCUGGGUCCCUUCUACACUGGAUGCCUGGGUCCCCCAGAUGCCUGGGUCCCUUCUGCACCGGAUGCCUGGGUCCCCUGGACACCUGGGUCCCUUCUACACCGGACGCCUGGGUCCCUUCUGCACCGGAUGCCUAGGUCCCCUGAACACCUGGGUCACCCGGACGCCUGGGUCCCCUGGACACCUGAGUCCCUUUUGCACCGGACGCCUGGGUCCCCCAGAUGCCUGGGUCCCUUCUGCACCGGACGCCUGGGUCCCCUGGACGCCUGGGUCCCUUCUGCACCGGAUGCCUAGGUCCCCUGAACACCUGGGUCACCCGGACGCCUGGGUCCCCUGGACACCUGAGUCCCUUCUACACCGGACGCCUGGGUCCCCCAGAUGCCUGGGUCCCCUGGACGCCUGAGUCUCCCCUGAGUCAAAUCCGGAGUCGAUUUGGGGUGAAACCGCCUCAAUUUGGGGCGAAACCGCCUCAAUUUGGGGCUGAAAUGACCCAAAACGCAGGCGGGCGGCGGUUAAUAAACGAUUUAUUUGCAUUUUA